Molecule: messenger RNA, 357 nt
Organism: Aspergillus niger
Lineage: Eukaryota; Fungi; Ascomycota; Eurotiomycetes; Eurotiales; Aspergillaceae
Exons: 1
Coding region: 1-357 (118 amino acids)
Source: RefSeq, a predicted model, not a curated record
AUGCAACACUCAUCUGAAGAUUCGAUUAGAAACCGAAAUUGCUCAAUAUCAAAGGGGCGUGCAUUAUCAACUCCCGAUGUCUAUGCAAGCCCGUUGCACCAGUUGCUUGGGAUGAUAAGGAUACCUGCUGCUGUUUCUCCUCCCCUACAUACACUCCAUACAAAAAUUUCCUUAAGUCAGUUGGGAAAUGGGUGGUGGAUAAUAAUGUUAAGCGUCCAUGCGCAGCGGCAGCCAAGAAAUGCGACGUCGACCAGGUCACUAAAACUCCCGAUGCCAGAAGCCAAGAAUUGUGCGCACAGCCAACUUCCUUUCAUUUUACUUCUCUGGGGGGGUCCAUCAAUUCCGUCUGCAGAAUAG